Esox lucius (northern pike) is the source of this 1014-nucleotide messenger RNA. RefSeq names its product calcitonin gene-related peptide. Gene Ontology annotation, cellular component: extracellular region. Bases 100 to 492 code for a protein of 130 amino acids. Gene Ontology annotation, molecular function: hormone activity. The record is from RefSeq and is a predicted model, not a curated record. The transcript is spliced from 5 exons. NCBI's taxonomy places the organism in Eukaryota, Metazoa, Chordata, Actinopteri, Esociformes, Esocidae.
GCUGUGUCUUCCCAACCAAUUCUGGGAAAACCAGUGACAGUAGCUGUGUCUGUCUUUGAAAAAGCAAUUGGACUCAUCAACUGAAGAGAUCCCACGUACAUGAUGUAUCACCUGAAGCAGCCCGCACUCCUUCUUGUGUCACUUAUGCUGCUACGCUGCUUCGCCACUGCCCCUGGUAACAGGUACUUCACGUCGACUAAUGACCAGGAAGGUGCUCUUCGGGACAGUGAAGGCUGGCUCAUUCCCAGGAUUAUCUCUAACCCUUUCCUCAACCUUAUGGGUGUGCGGCAGCAGAGAGGGCUUACAUCUGUCAACAGCCACCAUAUAGAAAAAAGGAAGUGCAACACGGCCACGUGUGUGACCCAGCGACUGGCAGACUUCCUGACCCGCUCCAGCAACACCAUCGGCACGGUGUACACCCCCACCAACGUAGGCUCCAGCACCUACGGCAAGCGGGAGCUACUACAGCCUCCACCCUAUCUGCCUCUCUAGUGGUGAUUCCAAGCCCACCGUUAUAGAGGCUAUGGCUGAAACGACCUCACCGCCAUGUAAUGGCCGAUAUAUACUUUUCAAAACAAACACGACGGCUAUAUAUCAAUAACUUGAGUUUUUGGUUCUAUUAUGAAAAUAAAAAACAGUGCCUUUUGGUUUAGAAGAUUAACAAAGAAGUAUUUGUUCCACCAAUCCGACACUGAUGAGGCGCUUGACUCGGUUCCGUAAGCCUAAACUGGUUAAACUCAACACUAAUUCCACAAUAGCAUGUGUUUUCAGAAUAAUAUGUUGACUGCCACUAACAGCACCAUGACACUAUGUAAAAUGUUGGGUAUUUGUACAUUUAUUUAGUGAAUAUGUUCGAUUCUGGUCCUGAACAAAAUGUAAAUGUUUUAGAAAAAGUAAAUGGAUGCAUAAGGCAUAGAAAUUACACCUGUUGUUCCGCUGUUCAUAUGUUUGUGCAGGGCUUCUUUUGUAAUAAAGUUUCAAGAUAUUUUGAAAUUUGUUGGUUUCAUGGCUGUA